ACGAAUAGCUAGUGAACCAUCGUCAACUUCUGUCUUCUUUUCCGGUAAUGUACUACAAGUCAUCAGCUUAACCGCUCGUGUCGUCGCAGAACAAAAAAAUAAAGAAAAAAAUUAAAAAUUGUGUAGUUUUAAUUAGUAAUACACAAAAAACACAAGUGAAAUUUAGAAAUAUUAAAAAAUAUUGAAAUUUAUAUUAAUAUAAAUAAACACAAAUCCCAUACAUAAUGGCCGAUAACAAGAAUCAAGAUUGUGAAAUGAAUGGUGAAGAUUUCUCACAAGACGUCAGCGCUAAUGAAAAAGAAAAUGGUGGAACUGCCGGUAACACCAAUGGAAAUGCCAACGAUACAAAUGCACGCGACGAUGACAGAAAAUUAUUUGUUGGCGGUUUAAGCUGGGAAACCUCAGAAAAGGAAUUGCGCGAACAUUUCAGCAAAUUCGGUGAAAUUGAAAGCAUCAAUGUUAAAACAGAUCCACAAACUGGACGUUCUCGUGGUUUUGCAUUUAUUGUAUUCACACAGACUGAUGCUAUUGAUAAAGUUAAUGAAGCUGGCGAACAUGUUAUCAACAACAAGAAAGUUGAUCCUAAGAAAGCUAAAGCCCGCCAUGGUAAAAUCUUUGUCGGUGGCUUGACCACCGAAAUCAGUGAUGAUGAAAUCAAAACCUACUUCAGUCAAUUCGGCAAUAUUGUCGAUGUUGAAAUGCCUUUCGAUAAGCAAAAGUCCCAACGUAAAGGUUUCUGUUUCAUUACCUUCGAUUCAGAACAAGUUGUUACUGAAUUGUUGAAAACACCCAAACAAAAAAUCUCCGGCAAGGAAGUUGAUGUUAAACGUGCCACCCCCAAACCAGAAAAUCAAAUGAUGAUGAUGCGUGGUGGUCGCGGUGGUGUACGUGGUGGUCGUGGCGGUUACGGACGUGGUGGUUAUUCUCAUCAAUGGUCUGGUCCUGGUGCAUAUCCCUAUAGUAGUUAUGGUUACGAUGCCGGUUAUGGUGAUUACUACAGUGGUGGAUUUUUCAAUGGCUACGAUUAUGGCUACGACUAUGGCUAUGCUGGAGGUUAUGAUGGCUAUGGUGGUAGCGGUGGUGGUUACGGUAGUGGUGGAGGCGGUGGUGGUGGUAAUCGUGGUGCUGGUGGACCCAGAGGUGGUCCCAAAGGAGGUAGUUCUGGUGGCGGUUAUCAAUCCGGCAAACAAAGAGGGACAGGACGCCAGCCAAGACAUCAACCUUACUAAAUAAAACUUCCUUAAUUUAAAUAAAGAUAAACCAGAA
This is a messenger RNA of Lucilia cuprina (Australian sheep blowfly), 1266 nucleotides long. It is a transcript of the gene sqd, whose product is annotated as RNA-binding protein squid. The transcript is spliced from 7 exons. The record is from RefSeq and is a predicted model, not a curated record. Gene Ontology annotation, molecular function: RNA binding. NCBI's taxonomy places the organism in Eukaryota, Metazoa, Arthropoda, Insecta, Diptera, Calliphoridae. Gene Ontology annotation, biological process: regulation of gene expression. Gene Ontology annotation, cellular component: nucleoplasm. Bases 225 to 1229 code for a protein of 334 amino acids.